Molecule: messenger RNA, 3282 nt
Organism: Colletotrichum godetiae
Lineage: Eukaryota; Fungi; Ascomycota; Sordariomycetes; Glomerellales; Glomerellaceae
Exons: 2
Coding region: 147-2981 (944 amino acids)
Molecular function (GO): protein binding
Source: RefSeq, a predicted model, not a curated record
CGACGAGCUCCAAUUUGGUAUGUUGUAUCCCAGUAUAUAAGGGCUCCAGCCUUCAGACCAGCAUUUAACGACGCCCCCGACAGCUGCCAUCGAGCGUUUCACCUGCAAAACAAUCACUUUUCCAAAUUCUUGCUUACCGAUUCAUUAUGUCAAACCUGGUGAUUCGUUCUCUUGAGAGAAAUGAGAGUUGGUCGAAAGCACAGGCAAAGGCACGCGCGGCCACCUGUAUCAUCCAUGUCUCUAAUCCUGAUUCGUUUGUGUCCAUCGGGGCUUCAAUCAGUCAAGGCACUGGCACACUUGUUGAUGCAUCGCGCGGCAUUGUUCUUACGUGCAGCCGCGUCAUAGGUAACGGCCCUUCCUUGGGUCAUGCCGUGUUUGGAACAAAGGAGUAUCGUAUCGAGCGAUUAUACAGUGAUCCGGUCCACGACUUCACCUUUGUCAAGCUGCUUACCAAGAAUGGACAAAUACCCGAAGACCUUCCGGAGGGCAUUAAUCUACACCCUGAGCAAGCCUACCAAGGGUGCAAGAUCUGCACCGUCAGUAACCCUGGAGGUCAAGAGAGCAAUAUUGGGCAGGGUUAUAUCUCCCGCACCAACUCUAAUGUCCGCGAAUGGGACUUCGACGAAUGCAACACGGAGCUGAUGACGGCCGCGAUGAAUUGCGAAGGAGGCUCUAUUGGCUGCUCGGCCAUCAACAUCCAGGGCAACGGUCUUGGGAUCAUGAUCGGCUUUGAGGGCACUGUCAUCAAUCUAUUGCCAGUUGAUUUACCGCGGAAAGCCCUUGAGCGUCUUCAGGAUGACGCGCCUGUCAACCGAGGAACUCUUCAGGUCAAGUGGGAACUCAAGCCACUUUAUGAGUGUGAUAGACUCCAGCUUGGCCAGGAGUGGUUGUCUCGCUUUGAAGAUGAAGGGGUGGAGUACCUGGUUUGUGCAAAGGUGGUUCUACCUCAAGGGCCAGCUGAUGGGAAAGUUAAACCAGGACACAUUCUUCUCCAACUCGACGACAAGCUUGUUACAAGUCUACUCCAGGUGGAUCUGUAUAUGGACGCUCAUAUCAACGAAAAAGUCGGAUUGACAUUAUGGAAUGGAAGCAGCUCAAAUGACGUUGAGUGUUGCAUUGAAGAUCUCCACAAUCUCACACCCCAUCACUUGAUUGCACGGCAAGGGACGGUUUUUUUCAACAUGGAUUUGCUCACCGCCUUUGAAUUCAACAUUCCUGUGAAGGGGGUGAUAUCAUCCGCAACUUUUCAGCCUCCUUUUGUUGGGCCAAGCCUGAUCGAAUCUAUCCAGGGCACAGCUUUUUCGAGCUCGGAGGCGAUGGCUACUGUAUUCGAGGCGAAUCAUAAGCACCGCUUUAUCACCAUCUGCUUUAAAAACAUCUGUAGCCACAGCUUGUCGACACCCCGCACCGGAUACCAACUCACCAUAAUGGACAAGCCAUGGUUUGAGAUGAGGAGGCACCCUCAGCAGGGUGGCCCUUGGGUGAUAACAUCAAUGACACGCCCAACAAUCAUUCAGCGACCGCUCUCUCACCUACAAAAUUGUGAAGCAAGUGUGCCGCAGCCGUUGCUACCAGACAACGACAAACCCAAUACCGGCGUCAAGGAGAUCUUCCGUGCCACGUUUUCUUUUAGGGCGAAUAGGAAUAUCUUUUCUGAUGGCAACUGCGACAACAACCAUCUUGGUUUCGGCCUGGUGUGCGACGUCAAACAGGGGCUCGCUGUGGUGCGUCGUGGGACGUUCAGUAUGUUCGAUGAGGUCACAAUCACGAUCAAUGGCAGAAUCAAUAUCUCGGCUAGCGUUGGUUUCUUGCACCCGGCACUAGACUUAGCUGUGCUGAAGUUCGACCCAGUCGGAAUUGCAAACGCUUUUAUGUCCGACCCUACUCUUACCGACAACCCGCUUCGACAAGGAGAUACUGUAUAUCAUGCCCCUUUCGGUCUCUCUGGCAACAUCAUCAACGAGACGCAAGUUGAGAAUAUUGAUGAAGACUCGGCAUAUCGCUUCCACGAUGACACGUCACCGUUCACCGCCUUCUCCUGCACGACCUGUCAUCUUCGUAUCCCUCCCAAAACCUACCAGACUGAGGGUAUCCUGUUAAACCAGGAUGGCACUGUUGCUGGUCUGAUGCUCCCAUCUUGUGCCAUAAUUCCGUCAGCCUUAAUACGGAGCAUGAUCGAGUAUGUUCGAAGUGGCCAAGUGGGGAAACUCAUGUUCCGGGACUUUGACGUUCAUCGUAUGUUGCUAGCUGAUGCUUUCCUGCAAGGACUGGACCGGAAGUGGGGAGAAGCCAUCACACACAAACAUGUGUUGUGUGUUGGGAAGGUACCAAUCGAAAGCCCCUUGCUGUCGUCUAGCAUGAUCAAGCACCCGCUACGCCAUGGAGACAUCAUUCUCAAGGUCGAAGGGCUCCGGGUCAGCACAGUUUCAGAAGUUGGCUUCCAUUACUUGAAGCCCGUUCUGAGCAUCUUGCUAUUCCGCAAUGGCGAAGAGAUCGAAGUUGAAGUACCCACACUCUCUCUCCAAGAUGUCACCAUCGACACGGUAGUUAGUUUCUGCGGCAGCUGGUUGCAGAAGCCUCCUCUUGCUACACGCAUGUCCGGUCGUCCUGUUCAUUCUCAGGUAUACACCACAGCUUUUAUGAAAGGAGGCCAGGCCGAUAUGUUCGAGUUGAAAAACGGAGCUUUCAUCGUCGGAGUAGACGGGAACACAAUCUCAACGAUGGCGGACUUCGUGGGCCACGUGGCCAAGAUACCUUUCGAAAAAUACUUUCGGGUUGAGUUUAUUCCCGAAACGCAGGAACACAGGGUCAUCACUAUGAUGAAAAGUGUCAUAGGCCCUACACUUCUCUGGCGAAAGUUGCCCUCCCAAAACGAGGAAAAGGUUACGGUCAGUGUGGUUGACGACGAGCAGUGGAGUCAAGGAUGGACAUUGCCUAGGGCCAAGAGCGAGCGCAUCCUUCUUGAGCCGCCAAAGUAUUGACAUGGAGGAUUCUGUGGUAAUUUGUUCUGUGGUAGAUUUGAGAGUAAUGCAAGGGAGCUUGAAACUUUGCCCUUACAAAGUAGAUUUGAGUCAGCGCGACCAAAGUCGCUACUCUGAAAGAGCAGAGUGUCUGGGUCGUUGCAUCCGCUCCGGAAGGGGGAGGGGGCCAGGAUUCCGCGCCGCUGACAUGCCUAGCCAUUACCAUUGGCAACGCCCUAGCCAAUCGACGAAGUCUAGUAGUAGAUCCCAGCCACCUAAUAGACGUCCCAUACUGGCGCACUGUUGCUUAUCUAUUGCUUAC